This is a messenger RNA of Mya arenaria, 2008 nucleotides long. RefSeq lists its product as uncharacterized. Gene Ontology annotation, molecular function: G protein-coupled receptor activity. Gene Ontology annotation, cellular component: plasma membrane. The coding region runs from base 400 to 1464 and encodes 354 amino acids. The record is from RefSeq and is a predicted model, not a curated record. Lineage: Eukaryota; Metazoa; Mollusca; Bivalvia; Myida; Myidae. The transcript is spliced from 2 exons. Gene Ontology annotation, biological process: adenylate cyclase-activating G protein-coupled receptor signaling pathway.
UGACUAUUCAUUUCACGUAUUGGUGUCCCUUCGGACGUAUUGGUGUCCCUUCGGAAUAUCUGGAAAAUCUCAUUAAUGUCGACACCCCUGUAGGAUGAUUCAUUUGUGAUUAAAACUGUUAUUGUCACUCACUUAUAUCUUCCGAAGUGAAUAUUUUACUUCCGUUUGAUUAAAAUCUAUUUAAACGAGAAGGUUCAGUACUUUUAACAAUAAACACUUGCAAAUCCACGUAAAUACUAGCGUGUCUGUCCUUUUGGAUGACGUUGUUAAAGCAGUUAAAGGUUAGUCAAAAUUACUAUAAAAAAACUAUUUCUUCGAAACUAAAGAGGAAAAGAAAUUAAAGCAAAUAGUGAUGCAAACAAUACUCCUAUUACACUAGCUGUUAGAGUAAAUGCAACAAUGGAAAGUAACACCAGUGUGGAUAAGGCUCCCCAAAACGGCUACGAUAUUCCCGUGUACGGACUUAACAACGGAACGUUUCUGGCCAUCCACAUUCCCGCCAUACUGUGUAUUGUGACAAGUUUCUCGUGCGCAGUGACAGCCGUCGUGCUUUCGUUCAAACACCGGAACUACCAGUCGUUCUUCUCGCAUUGGUCCAAGAGUGAGAGGUUCGUGGUUUACCUGGCGAUGUGUGACGGCCUCUUCAACGUGGCACACUUCACUGACCACCUUCACAUCGUGAUCGUCCGUAAUCAUGUCUACCCCAAGGAGCUGUGUGAGUUCUAUGGCUUCAACCUCGCCUUGUUCAUAACGGCCCAGAAUCUCAUGGUGAACGUAGUGGCCGUCAACGCUUUUAUGCUAAUGUACUUUGACCGGCACAUCAACUUCGGGCGCUAUGACUGGAGGCUGCUAGCGUGGACGUUCGGCGCUCCGUUUCUGGGAGCAACCAUUGCCGGUAUAUUAGGCCAGCUCGGAACCAACGGAUCAUUUUGCUACUUUGAUGGGAUCAAGGGCCGGCUAACAAAUACGUUUUUCACGACCGUGCCGCUGUUGAUCGUUCUUGUCAUGAACAUCGUACUCUACAUCCUCACAUGGAAUCAAAUCCGCAAGCAGUGUAACGAUAUCAAGGUGUCACUGGGUCCCAUGCCCGCCUCCAUGCGGGCGUCCCACCGCGCUGCCCGCGCCAUGUCAUUGUUUGUGGCGGCGUUCUUCAUCCAGUGGUGGGCCAUGGCUCUAUACGGCAUAUGGGGACUCGCCACCGACGACGUGCCGCAGCCAAUCUUCCAUUUUGUCACCACGUUCUCUAACAUCGGCGGCAUUCUCAACCUAGGCGUGUUCAUCAUCAUCCGCCGGCGGCAGUACGCCAAGGGAGAGCACGUUUCCACGGAGCGAUCCAAGGGUUCACACCGAAGUCAUAGUCAUGGUCAUUCCCACGACGUGUCAACAACCUGCGACACGGAGAGCCACGCCCUAGAACUUACCAUCAAGGACAACCAUCUUGCUGUCCCACAUGCCAACCACUGAACAAACGUGGGGUUCGCAUAUUUGAACCAACGAAAAUACACAACUGCCACAAGUUGUCAAAUGUUACAAUGCGAACAUUUACUGCUAUAUGUGAAAUAUGUGAAAAGUAUUAUAGGCAUGAAAAUAAGUUGAAACAGGAAAAACUACCCGUGUUGUGCAGGAUAUACAUUUUGCUUUCAGAUAUUCAAAAUGAGAAAGCCAUAUUAAAAGAAAUUUUAUAUAGAUCUUCAUAGAAAUUGAAGGAUUAAGUCUAGCGGGGCAAUGCGAGCGUUUAUUUUCCACAAGACCUCCAAAUCAAUGAUGACGUAUAAUAGAAUGGUGGAAAUUAUUAUUGUUUACUCACUAAGAAAUCCUCUUUCAAGCGAAUAUGUUUUCGCGCUUACAUGUACCUCUGAAAUAGGUAUGAGUGAGAAGCGAUGGCAAUAAUUCAUGUAGGAAUAGAUGUUGGUUUGUGCUCUAGAGUUGUCAUUUGUAAGCAAUUUUUUGUGUGGGUUAUUUUGGUGAUUUAUGCAUCUAUAUAUAGCAAUAAAUAUCAGUUUCUCAG